Molecule: messenger RNA, 1248 nt
Organism: Dothidotthia symphoricarpi CBS 119687
Lineage: Eukaryota; Fungi; Ascomycota; Dothideomycetes; Pleosporales; Dothidotthiaceae
Exons: 2
Coding region: 13-1146 (377 amino acids)
Source: RefSeq, a predicted model, not a curated record
CCUCUAUUCGCCAUGGACGCAUUGAGCGAAGUCGUCCAGCCGAAGGAGAAACGGCUGAUGACGGAAGCUCGACGGCAACAAAGUAGAGCGGCACAGAAAAGAUACCGUGAGAAGCAGAAACGCCGGUUAGCAGAGCUGUCGAGUUUUGCGUCUGCAAGUCAUGCCAAUGAACCGAGCCAUCCAAUACCGAUGUCAUCGGGCCUUCUCAAGGCCACCUGGCUACCCAGUUCGAAUGGAGGUCUCAAUCUGGUGGAAGAACAGAGUCCUGUGAACGCUCAAGGUAGAGCUGGUCGCUCAGUAGAAUCGAACGAGGUAGAGUCUUUAUCCGCCAUUGAAGGUAUAACGGUGAAUCCAAACUGGAACAUGAACAUCCCUUUUGGUGGACCCAACACAUUCCAGCUCGAUGAUACAUGCUUAUCUAGCGAGAACAUGCUGGAGGGGAGAAUGGGCAGGGAUUGUCAAACGAUAGCAGCGAGUGAAUAUCCUACUUUGAGUGAGCAGGUUGCCGAUACCCAGGACAUUCCAGAAGCCAUGCAAUUUUCCAGGGUAGCGAGGCCUUACGCAUCCAUUGAAUCCUCGUUUUUAUUUCCUGUUGAUGCUUUGCCUGCUCCAUCGAUCCCAAGAGAUACAUACAUUCGAGUGCAUCGGUAUUCCCUUCUCAACUCGUUUAUGGAAAACGCGACGAUGCUGGGGUACACGCUUGAUUGGGUGACAACCUACGGCUGUCACCUGAAAUCACUUUGGUGUCCAACAUUACCACAGCCACAAUCGCAAAUGGGGAUACGGGUUCAUUGGAGAGAGGAUAUUCCGGCGAUAAUGAAAGUAGCACCCGAUCUUGCUCCAACUGCAACUCAGCUGCAAUAUCCUCAUCUUCUGUAUAUUGAUAUCUUCCCAUUUCCGGAGUUCCGCGAGAAGAUGCUAGCUCUUCGAGCCGUGCGGCCGAAAGUUUUUGAAGAGGAAGAUUUCAGGCGAGACAUCGACACAGGCGAAGCGAUUUGUUGUUGGGGACCAACACCAUGGGAAAAGAGGUCAUGGGAGGCACAACCAUGGUUCUUGCGCAAGUGGUGGAUGUUGACGGGAGGAGAGGAGGGGGAAAUGGGAUCCUUAAGCCGGUGGUGGAGGCGUUUUCGGGGAGAAGAGAUUUGAGAAGCAGACAAUGAGUGAAUAAUAGGCAUACCGUUGCUCUCGGAUGCCAAUCUAGUCGCAUGUUAUUUAUCGAAUCUUACUUUUCAAAAUCAACAACCUCGU